CAGCGUCCUACUGCCAGGCGAAGGAAGGAGUCCAGGGAACACACACACAGAUCAGUAGGACCCAACCAGCUGUUUCCAGGAGCAUCUCCUGCAGCCUGAGCCGAGCGUUGGAUGUUUGGACUUGAUUCGUUUUCACAUGGAGGCAUCUGGAGUGUCUUGUGCUCCAGGAUUUAUUCUCUAACCUGUGGCAGUGUUGGAGUGGAGACUUCAGCAGUGGGACGAUCCCGGCUGUGGCUUUUUUGGAUUCUAGAGCUUCAAACUCAUGCUUUUGUACACAACGUUUUACCUGUAGCAUGAUGUUGUGUACCCACUGUUUUUAGAAUGACUGCUGUUAACAGUUUGGACUGUGUGUGAGAGCCAGCCAGAGUUUCUGUUUGUGUGCGUGGGGUGUGUGAAUGUGUGUGUGUCAGGAUGAGCGUUCCCAUGUUGAAGAUUGGCGCGGUGCUCAGCACCAUGGCUAUGGUAACUAACUGGAUGUCCCAGACUCUGCCGUCGCUGGUUGGGCUCAAUGGAACCGUCAUUUCCCCUGAGGGCACACAUGAGCGGAUCGUCAGUGGUUUGUACCCAGGCUCAGAGGAGGGCUGGCAGGUUUACAGCACAGCUUCAGAUCCUGACGGCAGGUGUGUUUGCACGGUGGUCGCUCCGGCACGGAACCUCUGCAAACGAGACCCUCGGAGUCGACAACUACGCCUGCUGACUGAACAGGUUCAGAAUGUGAGUCAGUCCAUGGAGGUGGUAGACCUGCGGACAUCCAGAGACCUGCAGUAUGUCCGAGACUCUGAACCGUUGCUUAGAGGAGUGGACGGACGUUUACACACUUAUGUCGCCAACCCCCGCUCUCUGACGGCUAAGGGCCUGCAGGAGUUAAAGGGCCAGAUGUCUCAGCUACGACCCCUUCUGUCAGUGGUGGAGCAGUACAGAUUGGACCUGCAGACGCUGGCCACCCUGCGGCUGGAGCUCCUCAACCUGUCAGUCAUCCUGUCGUCUAUUCAGGAAGAGAUCGGAGCAUAUGAUUACGAGGAGCUUCAGCAGAGGGUUUUACUGCUGGAGACCAGGCUACACAGCUGCAUGAACAAACUUGGUUGUGGGCGCCUGACUGCAGUCAGUAGCCCAAUCACCGUGAGAGCCUCGGGGUCCCGCUUUGGCUCCUGGAUGACUGAUGCCAUGAUUCCCAGCUCCGACAGCAGGGUGUGGUCGAUGGAUGGCUACUAUAAAGGCAGGCGUGUGUUGGAGUACAGAACCAUGGGGGAUUUCACAAAGGGGCAGAACUUCGUGCAGCAUCUGUUGACCCACCCCUGGGCAGGAACUGGCCAUGUGGUGUACAACGGGUCACUCUACUACAACAAACACCAGAGCAACAUCCUGGUUCAGUACCAUUUCCGCUCUCGCAGUGUGUUGCUCCAGCGCAGCCUGAGCGGAGCCGGCUACAACAACACCUUCCCCUACAGCUGGGGCGGAUCCUCCGACAUCGACCUCAUGGCGGAUGAGAUGGGACUCUGGGCCGUCUACACCUCCAUCCCAAAUGCUGGAAACAUUAUGGUGAGUCGUCUUGACUCUCGCUCCCUGGAAGUCAUUCGGAGCUGGGACACGGGGUUUCCUAAGCGCAGUGCAGGGGAGGCCUUCAUGAUCUGUGGCACGCUGUAUGUCACCAAUUCCCACCUGGCCGGGGCCAAGGUACACUUUGCCUACCACACCAACUCCUCCACGUACGAGUACACUGACAUCCCCUUCCACAACCAGUACUCCCACAUCAGCAUGAUGGACUACAACCCCAGAGAGAGGGCGCUGUACACCUGGAACAACGGACACCAGGUGCUCUACAACGUCACACUGUUUCAUGUCAUCAGGAGUGACGGAUAGAUCAGCACACAAAUAGUAAAAAAAAAAAAAAGAGAGAGAGUGAGAUGGAGUUAUUAUAGAGACGUCAGCGGAUGGGUCGAAGGGUACUGCAACUUACAACACACACAUACACAUGCACACAUACACACACACGAUGGGCAUUCACAUCGACAGGAAAAUGAGUACUGUCUGUGUUUGAAUUUGAAUGACUUCCCGACUACGAGAGCUCACUGAGCUAAUAACUAGACACAAAACACAGUUGUCGAACACAUGCCUAAAGGUCACAGACAAGAGUAUUCAUCACGGUGAAGAAGAAAAUUAACUGCUUCUGCUUCAGGGACGCGGAUAGAAAUAAGACAGUUUGAGCUCAUCCAUAUUCUGUUGCGAUUCAUUCCACUUGUGUCUCAAGAAGUGAUUUUGGAAGUCGAGGUUGUUUCGUCCAAAAAAAAAGAAAAAAAGAAAAAAAAUGCAGCUCGUGAACUGAAUUUCAACUCUCCUUAAACCUUGAGCUCUGACGACGGACCUGAUGGAGAUAUUCUGGGUUUGUGAUGUGAUCGUGGACGUGUUCAGUCAGCAUGGUUGUUCAUUCAAUAAACAUUACUGUUAAACUUU
Centropristis striata (black sea bass) is the source of this 2451-nucleotide messenger RNA. Its product is annotated as noelin-2-like. The record is from RefSeq and is a predicted model, not a curated record. The transcript has 8 exons. NCBI's taxonomy places the organism in Eukaryota, Metazoa, Chordata, Actinopteri, Perciformes, Serranidae. Bases 412 to 1860 code for a protein of 482 amino acids. Gene Ontology annotation, biological process: signal transduction.